Messenger RNA from Phytophthora infestans T30-4, 348 nucleotides. RefSeq lists its product as uncharacterized. The record is from RefSeq and is a predicted model, not a curated record. NCBI's taxonomy places the organism in Eukaryota, Oomycota, Peronosporomycetes, Peronosporales, Peronosporaceae. The transcript is spliced from 2 exons. Bases 1 to 348 code for a protein of 115 amino acids.
AUGGCGCCUUCUCUCAGUCCUGACACGCAAUCCCCACCAAGUUCUUGUGGCAGUGACGACGAGCGUCAAGAGAAGUUGGAGUUCUUGGGUGUAGCAGAUACGGCGCUCAACGACGACAACUGGGGCUGGCUGCGAGACCUGCUGGACCGUGUGCAUGAUGCUGCAGUGGGGAGUCAGGCCAAAGUCUUCUUCGCUCGCCUGUUCAAGGCGCAAGACGCCGCUGAAGUGGACGCCACGUUGAGUGAGAUGGAGAGCUGGAGAAACAGUUUGGGCGGCGACGAAGAGCGCAAACUGGCGCGUGCGUUGUUCCUGUUGGGGUACGACAAGAACAUGUCUUUAGGUCAAUAG